AUGAUUGAGGAUGGCCAUCAAGAAUGUCAAGAAAAUGAUGCAGUUCAGGGUCGAAAGGAGGUAGUUCCCGACAGGACUUUAAGAAAUCAACAUCUCCCUAGUCGAGUAACAAUGAAGACUCUCUCACCCCUGAGUGUUUAGUUCGAACAUUUAUGGAAAGGGUAAUAUGAAGGACCCAAUUAUAAAACAUUAUUCAUUGGAGGAUCACGUCCAAAACAAGACGAGACAGAAAAAGACUUAAUGUUUAGGAGACUACUAUCUUGUUUGAUGGGUAAGUAGGACAGAUCAUACGGAAUGAAGGAACUUCUGAAGAUUAAAAUGAAGGAGAUUGGAGUUGAAACAGAAGUCAUAGAAAGUGGCUAAAUGCUCUCUCAUGGGUACCACACUGAUAUUUACGCCGAAGAUUUGGAUAAUUAAGGUACUCAUUCAGAAUUCAAAAGGAAGGAUUUGUUAAGACCAUACCUGAGUUCAUCAAUGCCAAGCUGGUAAUACAUAGAUGGGACCAGUUCCCUAAUAGGAACUCUAAGAUCAUAGGAACAUUAGGCGAGAAGAAAACCUUUCAUCUCAUACAGGAUGAUAUGGAAAUGUUACAUCAUGUCCUAUUACAUGGAAGUUAAAUUCAAUUAUUGGAGACCUAUUACUUAGAUAGAAACUAAUAAAGAAUUCAAUUGAUCAACAAGGAUUGGCCAUAGUUUAUAAGCAUGGCUCGUGGUAGAAAUAAACUAAUGAUCACAUCUACUAAGAAGAGUCGUGAUAAUUCAGUGGAGAGCUAAAGGGUUAAGCAAAUAUUUCAGGUUUUAGAGGAAAGUAAAUUCAAAGAACAGUUGUAGAUUUUAGCCAAAUAUAUUGGAGGAGGAAUGUCAGACUAGGAUUCAGUAAGAAGCCAAUUUAUGGUGAAGAGAUUAAGGAUAGAUCAGCAAGUAUUCUCCUCAAUAUGGAGGGCAAAGCGGAACUCAAAAAGAUUAAAUGAAGAGAAUAUAGCUCGUCUUGUCUUAAUUAAUACUAGCAAGAAGGACGCAUUUUUCCUAAUAGGUUAGAUAUUUCCAGAAGGGCUAUCGAAAUUUGUUGAAUAGUAUGGACUUAAUAAUUAUUUGAAACUAUUCCUAAAGCUAACACAUGAUUACCUCAAGCUGUCUUUAGUGAGAGAUGACUUUAAUUAUAUGAUUUAAAAAAUUACUUAUAUGACUUAAAUCAAAAGACAAAUGAUCAAAAAGAUGAAAUUUAUUGAACUUGAAAACUGUGAUACGAGCUCAGUCUAAGAAUUAGUUUAAGAUCAAGUAGGAAUAUUGGACAAAUGCCUAUGA
Molecule: messenger RNA, 1304 nt
Organism: Paramecium octaurelia
Lineage: Eukaryota; Ciliophora; Oligohymenophorea; Peniculida; Parameciidae
Source: the annotation of a GenBank genome assembly